Trypanosoma cruzi is the source of this 1098-nucleotide messenger RNA. RefSeq lists its product as uncharacterized. The transcript has a single exon. Bases 1 to 1098 code for a protein of 365 amino acids. Gene Ontology annotation, molecular function: syntaxin binding. NCBI's taxonomy places the organism in Eukaryota, Euglenozoa, Kinetoplastea, Trypanosomatida, Trypanosomatidae. The record is from RefSeq and is a predicted model, not a curated record.
AUGACUCAUCGCACCGGCGAGAGAGAGGGAGUGGACGCCGCAAACGGAGAAGCAGCGGCCGCCCCUACCACCACCGCCGCCACAGCGGUCUCUCCUAAGCCGAGGGAGGAAAAUAGACUGCCGACCCCCGGUGGUGGACAGCCGGUGGACGGCGCCGUCGACGCUCUACGACAGAUUCAAGGUAAUCAGAAGAGAGAAACGGAGGCCAGAGCGUUUGUAAGUUCUCUCCUUGCCGAAAAAGGGGAAUCUCAUGUGCAGAAUGUGCUACAAGCGGAGAUUCAGAAGGUGAAGAAGAAGGAGUCGGAGCUGGCUGCUAUCAAAAAGAAAGUCACGGCUACAAACAAGGAGGUGGAUGAGCUGCAAUUAGAUAUUUGGCGGGCAAAUGAAACAAAGACGGAGGCGGAACGUUUGUGUAAGGUUCUACAGGCCGCAACGAAGCGACGGGCUAUGCUCACAGAGGAGGCCAGAAAAGAGAUGGAGGAACAUCGUAUUGGCGUGCAGCAAAAGGUAGAGAAUAGUGUGAAAGACAUUCGGGUGAACUGCGAUGAGCGGAAGGAGACUGUUAUGGCCCUGAUGGAGGAGAACAACCGUCUCCGCGAGGAGGUGGAAAUGAAAAAGAAGCAGUUCGAUGAGGCCUACGAGGCCUAUCAGGCAGGCUGGAAGGUUCGUGAAAGUUAUUUGGACGAACUGAUGCGUGGCUUUCAGCAAGUGACAAGGGAGGUGGAGCUGCUCGAGGGGCGACUUGCCCUCACGCGACGGGAGCGACAAAUGACGGAGGAAGGCAUGGUGUUACUCCGGCGCCAACUCGAUACAUAUAACACUCAGUUACGCGACUUCUUUGAGAGUUACACGGUGGAGGACGCGGAGAAGAUGGCGGCGCAGCAACGGGAGCAGGUCGAGGCGCGGAUCGCACAGCUGGAGGAGGAAAAGAGGGAAGCAAACGAACUCCGCCUGAAGUUUGACAAGGAGCUCGCGGGGUGGCGCACCGCACUUGCCGCCGCAAAGCGGGAGUUGCAAAAGGCGGAGAAGGCACGCAUGGCAGCGGAGAAGCAGUGCCGCGUCCAGCAAGAAAAGUCACGGCUGAAGGCAAAAACAUAA